Molecule: messenger RNA, 2274 nt
Organism: Xenopus tropicalis (tropical clawed frog)
Lineage: Eukaryota; Metazoa; Chordata; Amphibia; Anura; Pipidae
Source: RefSeq, a predicted model, not a curated record
GAUGAUGUCACGCCCUUUUUUCCCUGUAAGAGGCGUACCAGGUACCAUACCAAGAGUCCCCGGAAACUGCGGCCAUAAAAUAAAGGUUCCGAGUUGUCAUUUGGAUCACCAUGGACACUAAAUGCUGCGGAGCGGAACCAGUGCGGGUGUCAGAGGCUUUGCGGGCAUUGAGUAAUGCAGUCCAGGGUUCGGGGGUGCCCCCUACAGUCUGGUUUAAAGAGAGCAGCCCAAGAAACCUGAAGAGCAGAGACUUUCUGGUGCCAAGAGGGGCCCUAAAGAAACUAUUCCCGGAUGGAGAGGUUCCUGAGGAUCUACUAAAUACACUGAAGUCACUGAAUUCCCCAGGAAUGCCCCCGAUCCGCAGCUCCUUGCAAAGUGAAGCUGGACUUGUCAUACAACUGGACAGACCUGCUGUUUUCCAACGCCUCCUCACAGACUAUUCCCCGUAUCUCAGACCUGCACCCUCAGAUGUGCCCGGUGGACAGAACGUAGUAAUACUGAACUGUAGCCCACUGCAUGCCUGCCGGAAUCUGGAUUCAUUAAGAUUGAGCCAUUUAAGAGCUGCCUUGAUCACUGAUCACCUGGCUGAGCUGCUCAGACUUACAGGAGCUACAGUCCAGCUGAUCCCUGCUGUGCAGAACCAAGAUAUUAAAAACUUCUUGCACCAGUUGGGUGUAUCAUGGCCUUCAGUAUCUGAGGCGACCUCUGUUGGGGAGACAGUUUCAGCUUUUAAGCAAAGCCUGAAGGAAUGUAUUUAUGUCAACUGCAAUGAUGGAGAACAACAGGAACUUCAGGAUGAGACGCCACGUGUCCUUUUUAACAUGCACCUAAGACCAUUUAUUGAGGAGCAGCAUUUGUCUCAGCAGGGGUAUGACCCAAACCUGGAUGCUUUCCUUGUGAGUGAGGAAGACCUGGAGCAUGUAGCAUGGCUGCAGACGUGUGUUCAGGAGUGCCAGGAGGAGGCAGCACACUGCACCGUGCUACACGUGGUGAGCUGUGAGGAUGAGUUCCACCAGCAGAAGCUGGACUUACUCUGGAGGAUACUGGAUCCUGGAGCAACCACACAGAAACAUCUCAUCUGCGGACCAGUCAGAGUGCUGAACCCGUUGUCACCUGUCAGCUGCGCCCAAUACUUCCAUAUUCGGAAAUCACAGAUGCAGGAAGCCUCUGUCAUGAAAUAUGGAGAUAGUGUUCAAGGGAACAGGUGGGAUGAAAUUAUCACAUGUCUGGCAUCGGCAGCCAUCAAGUUUGAGAUGAUGUCUACAGCGCAUCGCAGUCAGGUAACACUGGACUUGGAAGAUACCAAUAUCACUACAAAGGGGACAAAAAGCGGAGCGUUUGUAAUGUAUAACUGUGCUCGACUCGCCACCAUGUUUGAAAGUUACAGCUCGGCAGUACAGAAAGGUUUGUACCCAGAAUUCCCAUCAGUUGGAGACCUGAACUACUCUACACUAAGGGAAGAGGGAGAAUGGCUCCUUCUCUUUAAUUACAUCCUGCCGUUCCCUGAGGUUCUCGCUCAGUCUGUGCAGAUAUCAUUAUCUUCCCGGGGGAUCCGCGUCACAGCAAACACAGAGGCGGUGUGCAAAUUCCUUGUCAACCUCAGCAUGGACUUCAGCUCCUACUAUAACAGGGUGCAUAUUUUAGGGGAACCCCUGAGCCAUUUGUUUGGCCAGAUGUUUGCCCGUUUGCAGCUGAUGAAGGCCAUUCAGAGCGUGCUGCAUUCUGCCCUGGACACACUGCACAUCCUGCCGCUGAACCAAAUCUGACAGAAUUCUGAGAAGGACAAAGCGGAAUAUGAAGUUUCAGACUAUGCAUUGAUGAGGGUGAACCAUGUUGUUUACAGUCCAACCUUGUGGCCCCCCAGUUGCUGCUGCUGAACUGUUCUGGUUUCUCCCAACAGCCUGGAGAUGCCAUGAGAUGUUAUUCAGCUGGAGGGCUGCAGGUUGCACAGCCCUGAUUUACCGGUUAAAUGUUAUGUGCCAUAGAAACAGGGACCACAUUAUAAUUUAAAGGGAUAUUUCCUGGCUUCUCUGCCAGGCCGAGUUAAUGGUUGUGGAUGAUUAGAGUUUAGGGGAGUAGCUCUUGUACAUAACUGAAUCUGUUUAUUGACCAUUGCAUGAGAAAGUUCCAGAAUGGAACAUGUAACAGUUAAUGCCCUUCGUACCCUCCCAGAGAAUGUAGAGCCUGGUGCAACCCAGCAUGUUCAAAGCGUUGCCCUGUUAGCAGGCAUCCCUCUACUGAAUACGCUCAAUAAAAUGCACUGUUAUAAUAAGA